Molecule: messenger RNA, 841 nt
Organism: Paramecium tetraurelia
Lineage: Eukaryota; Ciliophora; Oligohymenophorea; Peniculida; Parameciidae
Exons: 1
Source: RefSeq, a predicted model, not a curated record
AUGGUAUUUUGGAAGGAAAAAUAUGGCUUUUUGACUUCAUAAAUCAUUAAACACCUUCCUUCAGAUGAUAAAAAAAAAAGAGCAAUAGAAAAAGUAGACAAAAUUGUGAAUAAUCCAAACAAAAAUAUUUUCAAACCUAAGGAUUUGUAUUUUACGAAAGCAGAUUAUUUAGAAUUUUUGGAAGCUAUCGAAGAAAAAUAACUCAUUCCUGAUACUCUAGAUUCUAUUAGGAAAAGAAUAGGUGAAUAUACUAUAAAGGAAGAUGAUUCACCUAACCAGGAUUUAAUCAAAAACAUACUCCAGAGGUCCUAAGCUAUAUUAAUGAAAGGUCCCUUGUAAUGUAAAUACAAUGAGUUAAAACAAAUUAGAAUUGAGAUCGAUGGUUUGUAUAAGUUACUUUAAGGUAAAAAAAAACUAGUCCAUAAAAGCAAGGUAAGAUCAGGUUCUAAAGGUCUUAAUGAAGAUGAUAAAUAGGAAGAAAAGCCAUUUAAUUUGACAGAUUAAGAAGCUAUAGAGUAAGAAGAGGAAGGGUAGUAAAUGAGUUGGAAUUUUUAUGAAUAAAAAUAUAGGUAAACUUAACAAGUUGAUUACAUGAAUGAUAGUAAUAAUAUUUUAGGGCUACAUUAGACUGACGAGAUGAUAAAUGAUGAAGAUAAGAUAAUAUUCUAAGCUAAUGACUAUAAUUUAGGGCAACAUUAGACUGACGAGAUGAUAAAUGAUGGAGUUAGGAUAAUAUUCUAUGAUAAUGACAAUAAUUUAUGGUUAAAUUGAACUGACGAUAUGAAAACUGAUGGAAGUAGGAUAAUUUUUUUUAUUCGUUCUGGCGCAAAUAUAUGAAAAA